AUGGCGGAAAAGAAGAAGCCGCUCGACCUGGUCCGUCGCGGGUCCUACGGCAGCGACCUCCUCGGAAACACGCUGUUGAUUGGACUCCGAGCUCUCGACCCUCUCUUGCAACGACACCUCCUGCUACACUCGCCUCUGCCCAAGCUGGCGUCGAAGCUGGGCCUCCCUGCUAGCCCUCGACCACCCGUCUCUGGCGGCCCUGUCUCAUCGGUGACAGGCCUAACGCCAUACCAGACGGUCAUCUGGGCCAUGUCCGUCGGGUCUGCCGCGAAGCACAUUUUUUGGAAACUCUCCACGGCCAGGGAAGCCGUGUACCCUGGCGCGGCGGUGGCCAUCAGCGUGUUCAAUACCGUGUUCAACAGCUUGAACACCCUCUUGUAUCUCGCUUCAGCGGAGAACCCGACUUUUUUCCCACCCUGGAGCGUCUACGUCGGCACGGCGCUGUACGUGUCUGGCCUGCUGAGCGAGACCGUCUCCGAGGUCCAACGCCACUACUUCAAAAGCGACCCCAAGAAUCAAGGCAAGAUCUACACCGGCGGUCUGUUCUCCAUCGCCCGUCACGUCUCGUACACGGGCUACUCGAUGUGGCGCGCGGGAUAUGCGCUGGCGGCCGGAGGUCCUCUCUGGGGUGUCGCCAUCGGAGGUUGGUUCCUCUGGGACUUUGGUGCGCGAGCUGUCCCCGUGCUGGACGAGUACAUGACGAAGAAAUACGGCGAGCAAUGGGUGCAAGUCAAGAGGGAGGUGCCCUAUGCGCUGAUCCCGGGGAUCUGGUGA
Messenger RNA from Fonsecaea multimorphosa CBS 102226, 774 nucleotides. RefSeq lists its product as uncharacterized. Gene Ontology annotation, cellular component: membrane. The transcript has a single exon. Bases 1 to 774 code for a protein of 257 amino acids. Lineage: Eukaryota; Fungi; Ascomycota; Eurotiomycetes; Chaetothyriales; Herpotrichiellaceae. The record is from RefSeq and is a predicted model, not a curated record.